AUGGGGAAAAACAUUGUUCGAGAACAUGCUUUUGAUUUUGACGCCCAAGUUGUAUUUGCAAAAAUCGUUAAACAUUACACGGCAUCCACAGCCGCGAAAAUCAGCUCCGGCACUACUCUCUCAUACUUGACCUCUGCAAAAUACGGCAGCUCCUGGACCGGCACUGCGGAAGGUUUAUCUUGCAUUGGAAAACCAUCUACGCAUCUACAACAAUACCGUGCCAACUACGGAACAUUUGCCACCGCAACUCUGCCUCAGUUUGCUCGAGUCCUCUGUUCGCGACGUCUCCGAACUACCAACUUAUACGACAAAGGGAACAACCUUUCCAACUCUCGUAGCCCUAAGACCAAGCGUAGUGCCUUUGUUGCCGAAACCAUCUUCCCUGACAACGACUACGGCGUUGAUUACGACAUUGAUUUAUCUCCGUCCAUUCUGUACGAAGCGAAUGCUCACAACCGCAGAGCAGGAGAUCAAAAUCGAGACCGCCAGGGCAAUGUCAACCGUGAACAACCGUAUAUCCCCCGUGAGACAUGGGAUAAACUGUCCGAGGAUGCAAAGGCGAUUCUCCGAGGCAUGUCUUCUCCCGCGGAAGGUCAAGCCUCGCCUAACAGCAAGUCAACACCCGCAUUUCAUGCCAAUUCUCAUUCUCUAGCCGACAUGGGACACCCCUCCCCAACCAACAACUCGUUGAAUGAAAGCGACAACGAAAAAUUCCACGAUUGUGGAAACGAUUCGGAGUUACUUGUCCACCUUACUGAUUGUUCCAGUCCUAUGGCAAAUGGAGACAUUCGCAAAGUCCUUGCCUCUGCCUCUUCCCACAAGAAAAAUGAAAACAACUGCCUCCAGUCAAACAUGCUUGAGUACACCAUUUCACGGCACUCCAUCAUUGGAACCACAUCUUCUCUCAUUGACAGAGGUGCCAAUGGCGGACUCGCUGGAAGCGAUGUUAAGGUUAUCAACAAAACCGGCCGUUCGGCAAGCAUCACCGGUAUCAACGACCACACUCUGCCUGAUUUAGAUAUUGUCACCACUGCUGGUCUUGUUGAAUCCCAGAACGGACCUAUUAUUGUCGUACUACAUCAAUAUGCCCAUCAUGGAAAAGGAAAAACUAUCCAUUCUAGUGCACAACUAGAGUACUACAAGAACACUGUCAAAGACCGAUCUUGUGUACUUGGAGGUAAACAACGCAUUGUAACUCUAGAUGACUAUGUUAUUCUUUUACAAGUUCGUCAGGGACUUGCAUACAUGGACAUGCGCCCUCCUUCCGACGCAGAGUUUGAUACACUUCCCCACGUUGUACUUACUUCCCAUGUUGAUUGGGAUCCGUCCAUCAUUGACAAUGAGAUUGACCUUGCCACGGAUUGGUAUGACGCCGUUCAGGAUCUCCCGAACGACCCAUAUGUCGAACCUCGUUUCAAUUCAACUGGGGACUACUGGCAUAGACAUGUUGCGAAUUUUGACAUAUUUUUGUCAUCUGAGAUCAUUGCCCAUUCCACCGCUAUUGACAAUAUACUCUCGUCCAAUAAGCACAACAUGGUUCGAAAUGAACGCAAUUACGAAGCCUUGCGCCCUUGUCUUGGCUGGGUCUCUACUGACACAGUCAAGAAAACUAUCCUGGCCACCACGCAAUUUGCUCGAGAAGUAUAUAAUGCGCCCAUGCAUAAACAUUUCAAGUCCCGCUUCCCAGCGCUUAAUGUUCAUUGA
This is a messenger RNA of Phaeodactylum tricornutum CCAP 1055/1, 1704 nucleotides long. RefSeq lists its product with no specific name. The record is from RefSeq and is a predicted model, not a curated record. NCBI's taxonomy places the organism in Eukaryota, Bacillariophyta, Bacillariophyceae, Surirellales, Neidiaceae. The transcript is spliced from 2 exons. The coding region runs from base 1 to 1704 and encodes 567 amino acids.